This is a messenger RNA of Fundulus heteroclitus (mummichog), 2466 nucleotides long. It is a transcript of the gene srsf1b, whose product is annotated as serine and arginine rich splicing factor 1b. The transcript has 4 exons. Gene Ontology annotation, cellular component: ribonucleoprotein complex; cytoplasm; nucleus. The record is from RefSeq and is a predicted model, not a curated record. Bases 294 to 1037 code for a protein of 247 amino acids. NCBI's taxonomy places the organism in Eukaryota, Metazoa, Chordata, Actinopteri, Cyprinodontiformes, Fundulidae. Gene Ontology annotation, molecular function: mRNA binding.
ACUGUUGCUUCGCUGCUAAAAGGUGAUUACGUGAACCAGCGUCACUACAUGGCGCUAAGUUCGCCAUUAAAGUUAGAGCCGAUUUUUUAGUAGCACCCUUUGAGCGAACAGGAGAUCACCCAGGCGUUUCCCGUCCCUGUUUUUUUGUUUCUCCCCCUCCACCCGAAGUUUCCCGCCUCUCUCCCCCCCCUGCAGAGCUCGCGCCACCGCAGCCUUUUGUUCACUAGCUCGCAGCAGCUCCGUCUUUCAGUCACUUUGCCGACGAGGCUAGCUAGCUAGCUUUUUGCGCCAACAUGUCCGGAGGAUUCGCUCGAGGACCCACGGGGAGCAACGACUGUCGCAUAUACGUGGGAAACCUUCCCCCAGACAUCCGCUCCAAAGACGUCGAAGACUUGUUCUACAAAUACGGGUCCGUCCGCGACAUCGACCUGAAGAACCGCAGAGGAGGACCGCCGUUCGCCUUCGUUCAGUUCGAGGACCCGAGGGACGCUGAGGAUGCUGUGUACGGGCGAGAUGGUUAUGAUUACGACGGCUAUCGGCUGCGUGUGGAGUUUCCGAGAAGCGGGAGGGGAGGUGGCGGUGGAGGAGGGGGUGGCGGCGGCGGAGGUGGAGGCAUGGGGCCGUCAAGGAACCGGUACGGUCCCCCGUCCCGGCGCUCAGAGAACAGAGUGGUUGUGUCAGGUCUUCCCCAAACCGGAAGCUGGCAGGACCUGAAGGACCACAUGCGGGAGGCAGGUGAUGUAUGUUACGCCGAUGUCUUCCGCGAUGGCACAGGUGUGGUGGAGUUUGUGCGCAAAGAAGACAUGACGUACGCUGUGCGUAAAUUGGAUAACACCAAGUUUCGUUCCCACGAGGGGGAGACGGCCUACAUUCGCGUGAAGAUGGACGGCAAUCGCAGCCCCAGCUACGGCCGCUCUCGCUCCCGGAGCCGCAGCAGAAGCCGGAGCAAGAGCCGAUCCCGCAGCUACUCCCCGCGCCGCAGCCGAGGAUCGCCCCAGUACUCGCCGCGUCGCUCCCGCUCCCGCUCUCGCACCUAGAUCUGUGUAGACUGAAGCAACGGUGUACCUCAGAGCCAGAGAGGAGGCGGUCACGUUUAAAAUCCAGUGUUUCCUCCCAGGAUCAUCUCUCACCUGUGUUACAGUGUUGUUUUGUCUGUUUCAACCCCCCCCCCCCUUCUUUUUGUUGUUUUUACUGGUUUUUUUUUUUGUUUUUUGUUUUUUUUUGCAGACCUGAUGGUCUCCCCAUACUCGCUGGCUUGGCUCCCUCCUCUUCCCCCCCACCCCCCUCCUACUCUUUCAACUAUCCAUCCUCCUCUCAUCCAUGCAUUUUUCUCUUGUUCUGUUUGAAUGCUUUUUUUUUUUCUUCUCCUUUUGCCGUCUUCUCUGACUUCUCCCCAGCAUAUACGACUGUCCUUUGACCUUCUCGUGUGUUUCUCUGUAGAAUUCAGAGGAACAGGAUAGGAUGGGAAGAGAGGAAACAGUUCAUUUUAGGAUAAACAGGAGGAGGAGGAGUCAAAUAUGGCACCAAUGGUAUGAUGGCUGUGCCUUGUCAACUGUGAAAUCUACACUUAAGGCUUUUUUUGAUUCUCUUUUCCUUUAAAACACUCAGUUUACAAUUGAGUAUUGCUGUUGAAUGUUACAGUAAUGUGUGCUGUAAACUGUUGUAUUUGGGGACACUAAAAAAAAACAUUUUUUUUUUGUUUGCUUCUCAUCUUUUUGUAGACAAAGUCAUUUUCGAUUUGAAUAUACAUGGUGUCCCUUUUUUUUAUCUCAAAGUAAACUCCCUGGUAGCUGAUUUAUUGAUAAUUUUAAAACUGUUUUCCAAAGGUGUGAUUCUAACUCACCUCCUUCUCUUUGGUUCUGCUGGUUAUUCUAAAGGUUUUGGACUGGGCUCAUUGUCUCCCCUUUCCGGAUCCGGAUCAGGAUUCAGGAUCAGAUUAGGAUUAGGCUUCAGGAUGGAUACAUGGAGCACGACCCCGGCCCUGUCCACCUUACCCCAGCUAACUGGAAACCUCGUAGUAAAAGACGUAAAUCAAACUGAAUUGGCUUCCGAAUUACCCAAAAUUAGUUCUUCCUGUUUGGUUUGGGACCUCAGAGAUUCAGUUACUGCCGGCACAGUGGGGGAAACCAUUAUUUUUUUUAUUUUUUUUUCCCCAAAAUUUUGCCUUUUUUUCCCCCCUCCUUUUUUUUAAUUGUAAAAAGAAGAGCAAAGCCUGGAUAGGAUCCAGUAGGAGGGCUUGGAGGUGCAGGAUGGAUCCACACGCGUAAGGAGAGCGGUAAAUUGUGGGGAACAUUUGUCAAGGGACAGGGGAGGUGUGGGAGGGUAAAAAUAGGAAGGAUGCUUUAAAAUGGUAUUUGACUUAGGUGAGUCUUUUCCAAAGAUGGAUGAUUUCUGAUUUUUCUUGGAUAUAAUCUUCAGUAUUUCACUGCUUUAUUCCCUUUUAAUAAAAACAUUCAGUAACAGUAA